AUGAACAGAAGCAGAUUGGGGUUAGUGCUUAAUAGCCAGGGUAAGCACAAGGAAGCUGAGGAGAUAAACCGGCAGACGCUCGCACAGUACAAGAAGGUGCUGGGGCCUGAGCACCCAGACACACUGACGAGCAUGAGCAACUUGGCAUUGGUGCUGAAUAGCCAGGGUAAGUACAAGGAGGCGAAGGUAAUGAACCGGCAGACGCUCGCACAGUACAAGAAGGUGCUGGGGCCUGAGCACCCAGACACACUGACGAGCAUGAGCAACCUGGUGGGGGUGCUGAACAGCCAGGGCAAGUAUAAAGAGGCGAAGGUAAUGAACCGGCAGACGCUCGCACAGUACAAGAAGGUGCUGGGGCCUGAGCACCCAGACACACUGACGAGCAUGAGCAACUUGGCAUUGGUGCUGAAUAGCCAGGGUAAGUACAAGGAGGCUGAGGCAAUGAACCGGCACACGUUAGCUCUGCGAGAGACGGUGCUAGGGCCUAAGGACCCAGACACACUAAUGAGCAUGAAUAACUUAGCGGGAGCGCUGAGCAGCCAGGGCAAGUACGAUAAGGCGGAGGCGAUGUACCAACAGACAUUAGCGCUGCGAGAGAAGGUGCUUGGGCCUGAGCAUAUAGAUACACUCACGAGCAUGAGUAAUCUGGCGGGAAUACUGAAAAGCCAGGAAAAGUACGAUAAGGCGGAGGCAAUUCACCGGCAGACGCUGGCUCUGCGAGAGAAAGUGCUCGGGCAUGACCAUCUAGACACACUGACCAGCGUCUAUUGCCUUGCAUAUAUCCUUGCCAAACAGCAUCACGUAGAGGAGCCUUUAUGUCUGUAUCAGCGGGCAUAUGCUGGAUACGACUCGAUCCUUGGAAAAGGCCACCCCGCUGCCUUGGUAUGUCACCAGCACUAUGAUGACCUGCGCUCGUUGCAAAAGCAUUAG
This is a messenger RNA of Exserohilum turcica Et28A, 930 nucleotides long. RefSeq lists its product as uncharacterized. The record is from RefSeq and is a predicted model, not a curated record. Gene Ontology annotation, molecular function: protein binding. Gene Ontology annotation, cellular component: kinesin complex. Bases 1 to 930 code for a protein of 309 amino acids. The transcript has a single exon. Lineage: Eukaryota; Fungi; Ascomycota; Dothideomycetes; Pleosporales; Pleosporaceae.